CUGUUACCUCUACAACAACACCAAUGGGAACAACAAGUACCCAAAGUCCUACAAUUUCGACAAUAACAACUACACCAACCACAACCACACAAAGUACAACAACCGUUCCCUCUACAACUACACAACUAACGUCAACAACCAGCACUACAAGAACUACAACGACCACUCCUCCAACAACACCAGAAACCACGAUCACAACACCAGCUGUCACACCCACGCAAAUUAUGACUGUUACCUCUACAACAACACCAAUGGCAACAACAAGUGCCCAAAGUCCUCCCACUUAUGUCGUAGGUCUGACAGUGAGGGUUUCUUCUUUGUUUCCGCUGUCCGAGGAAUACAUAAACAACAUCAUACAACAGCUUAAAAAUCAAGGCGUGACAUAUGGGCUGCCAGCAGACUUCUCGCUACGCCUCGUGAAGGUCAUGAGUGUGUAACUGGAAGUAACAACAACAGCAACAGUUCAACAUGAUCAUUUCACGCCAGGGCCAGCAGUAGCAUGUUUGCUGCUCUAGGCGAGCUUAAUGCCAGGCUCACUCACUGAUGAGCAUCUUUGUUUUUUCUGGGUGCAAUUUUGGCACCCUCACUAAGACCAUAUCACUCCAGUUCUCAGAUCUUU
Thunnus maccoyii (southern bluefin tuna) is the source of this 619-nucleotide messenger RNA. RefSeq names its product integumentary mucin C.1-like. Bases 24 to 437 code for a protein of 137 amino acids. The transcript has 4 exons. The record is from RefSeq and is a predicted model, not a curated record. Lineage: Eukaryota; Metazoa; Chordata; Actinopteri; Scombriformes; Scombridae.